Athene cunicularia (burrowing owl) is the source of this 581-nucleotide messenger RNA. Its product is annotated as placenta-specific gene 8 protein-like. Lineage: Eukaryota; Metazoa; Chordata; Aves; Strigiformes; Strigidae. The record is from RefSeq and is a predicted model, not a curated record. The coding region runs from base 102 to 440 and encodes 112 amino acids. The transcript is spliced from 5 exons. Gene Ontology annotation, biological process: positive regulation of transcription by RNA polymerase II.
AGUUUAGUUUCAUCUUCCCCAGAGCCACGCUGUGCAGGGUCCCAGCUGCCAAGGAAGGCUGCACAGACAGAGGCUGCUCACCACAAGAAAAGUGACCAGAAAUGGCCGUCUCAACCGUCGUGACAGUCCAGCCGCAGUACGGCAUGGCUGCUGCUUCGAGGAACAUGUGGCAGACCGGGCUGAUGGACUGCUGCAGCGACUGUGGUGUCUGCUGCUGUGGGUUGUUCUGCUUCCCCUGCCUCGCCUGCCAAGUGGCCGGGGACAUGAAUGAGUGCUGCAUGUGCGGGACCAGCGUGGCCAUGAGGACGCUCUACCGCACCAGAUACAACAUCCCGGGAUCCAUUUGCUCUGACUUCUGUACCACCAUAUGGUGCCUCACGUGCUCCGUUUGCCAGCUGAAGAGAGAUAUCAACCGGAGGAAGGAGCUGGGCAUAUUCUGAUGCUGCCGUCCUCACUGUGCCCCGUGGAGCUGCUGUGGGCAGGAGUGCCCUCUGCCCUGGCUGGUGGGGAACGUACCACAGGGCUUGCCUUGAUAAUGUUUUGUUCCCCCUUCCCAGAGUAAUACCAUGAAUAAACAGCAG